Molecule: messenger RNA, 1468 nt
Organism: Colossoma macropomum (tambaqui)
Lineage: Eukaryota; Metazoa; Chordata; Actinopteri; Characiformes; Serrasalmidae
Exons: 2
Coding region: 31-687 (218 amino acids)
Source: RefSeq, a predicted model, not a curated record
AAGACGGUGAUACUGAAGGUGGUGAUUGUGAUGGAGGUGAUGGUGGUGAUACUGAAGGUGAUGAUAUUGAUGGAGGUAAUGAUGGUGAUAAAGACGGUGAUACUGAAGGUGGUGAUUGUGACGGAGGUAAUGAUGGUGAUAAAGACGGUGGUGAUACUGAAGGUGAUGAUAUUGAUGGAGGUAAUGAUGGUGAUAAAGACGGUGAUACUGAAGGUGGUGAUUGUGACGGAGGUAAUGAUGGUGAUAAAGACGGUGGUGAUACUGAAGGUGAUGAUAUUGAUGGAGGUAAUGAUGGUGAUAAAGACGGUGGUGAUACUGAAGGUGAUGAUAUUGACGGAGGUAAUGAUGGUGAUAAAGACGGUGAUACUGAAGGUGGUGAUUGUGAUGGAGGUAAUGAUGGUGAUAAAGACGGUGGUGAUACUGAAGGUGAUGAUAUUGAUGGAGAUAAUGAUGGUGAUAAAGAUGGUGAUACUGAAGGUGGUGAUUGUGAUGGAGGUAAUGAUGGUGAUAAAGACGGUGGUGAUACUGAAGGUGAUGAUAUUGAUGGAGGUAAUGAUGGUGAUAAAGACGGUCUAUACUGAAGGUGGUGAUUGUGACGGAGGUAAUGAUGGUGAUAAAGACGGUGGUGAUACUGAAGGUGAUGAUAUUGAUGGAGGUAAUGAUGGUGAUAAAGACGGCGGAUAUUGAUGGUGAUUAUGGUAAUGAUGAUGAUAAUAAUGGUAAUGAUGGUGAUGAUACUGAUGGUGAGUAUGGUAAUGAUGGAGGUGAUGGUGAUGAAGGUGAUGAUAGUGAUGAGCUUCCUAAUACAGUGAAAAAUUAAAUGUGGCCAUGGAACGAUGGAGAUGAUGAUGGUGAUGAUGAUGUAUUGAUGUGAAAAGCUCCCUAAAGAAGUGAAAGGUCGCAGUGGACCAGGUUAGGUGUGCAGCUGUGUCGAUGUAUCCCUGUAUAAAGUGACCCACCUUUGCGUCCAGGUGUUUUAGACCAGGUGGAGACUGAAGCACACAGGACAGCGUGUCCUCCGGGAGCUGGAGGUGGAGGAGCAGGAUGUUUACCUCUCACUGACGCACUGUGUACACGCUGACUCAGACGCUCUGCCUGUCCUGCAGGGCUUUCCUGCGUUCAGCUGGGCGUCUGGUGGUUUGGUGGUUGGUCAGAGGAACCUGAUGUUGAUCAGCUGAGCUGUGGGUUCUGCUGACAUGCGGAAUAUUUUCAGGAAGCUGUAAAUCUCAGACUUCCGGGAUCCUUCAUCUAAACUGUGGAUGUACAGAGUUACAUGACUGUAUACAGUAUAACACUGUAAUAUAUCCAGAUACGCUGCUCCUAAACGGACUGAGCCGAGCAGUAAAGGGGGUUGUUUAGGGGGAUUAAAGCCGGAGGUCAGUGUUCCUGUAGGCAGGAGUAAAAUAUUCAGAUUGCUGCAUAAACUACCAGCCACUUCAUUAAGUCCACCUCCUUUUUUCUCCACUCA